Camarhynchus parvulus is the source of this 1020-nucleotide messenger RNA. Its product is annotated as spidroin-1-like. The record is from RefSeq and is a predicted model, not a curated record. The transcript is spliced from 2 exons. NCBI's taxonomy places the organism in Eukaryota, Metazoa, Chordata, Aves, Passeriformes, Thraupidae. Bases 1 to 1020 code for a protein of 339 amino acids.
AUGACGAAAAGCACCGUGAACAAUAAAACGAGGAAUAACAAGACGCGCGGCGGGCUCGGCAGUGCCUGGGUCCUCCGCGGCGGCAGGGGGCGGUGUGGCGCUGCGGCGCGGGCGGAAGCGCGGGCGGGAGGGCCGGGCCGGUGCGACGCCGUGAGCGCGGGGCGGGGGGACGGGCCGGGCGAGCCGGGGCCGCGCCGCCUCUGCCGCAGCCGCAGCGCCGGAGCCGAGAGCCGCCAGCGGGCGGGCGGGGCCCGCCGGACGCACAGGUACUGGGGCGGCCGGGGCUGCGGGGGCGCGGGCCGGGGGGCAUUGUCCGGCGCGGGGCCGGGCCGUGCCCUGCGGGCCGCGGGUAGCGCGGCCCGGCCGGUGCCCUCCGCGCUCCGGGCCCGUUUGUCCGCUGGGCGCUGGGAGGGACCGGCCGAGUCCCGCCGGCCUGGGCAGAGGGCAGCUCCGGGGAUAGCAGCCGCUGCUCCGGGGGUGCCGCGCGGCACGGCCGGCCAGCCCGAGGGAAAGGGCACGGCCGGGGCUGCGCUUCCCGUGCGGCAGCGCCCCGGUCCCCGAGCCGCUCCAACGUCGCGCCGGGGAACGAUCAACGUAAAGCCGCGCACGGCUCGGCCCGGAGCGAACCGCAGCGCCCGCGCCGCUCCCGAGGAGGGCGGACGUGCAGCGGCUGUCCCGUCCCAGCGCCGCCGGGCCGGGGGCGCUGCCCGCGACCACCGCUCUUUGUUCCGGCCCCGGGAACACGCACGGAGCGGCCGGAGGUGCGGGGCUGGCACUGCCUUGCGCGGCCUCUCGGGGUCCGGCUCCGAGGCCUCUUCCUACAAUUGUUGUUGCUGUGGUGGCCCCGCUAGGCCUCCGCAGCCGUGGCUGUGCGGGAGGGCUGCUCGCAGCCUGUUCUCUCUGCGGACUGCCCCACAGACACCUAACGCGGCCUCAUCUCUGCUCCGUGGGAGGCGCCUUGGGACAGGAGAGUUUGUGCCUGGUGGUGUUGGGACCAAGCAGGACAGUGUUAAAAUGUGA